Molecule: messenger RNA, 6384 nt
Organism: Entamoeba invadens IP1
Lineage: Eukaryota; Evosea; Mastigamoebida; Endamoebidae
Product: ubiquitin protein ligase, putative
Exons: 1
Coding region: 1-6384 (2127 amino acids)
Biological process (GO): positive regulation of protein catabolic process; protein polyubiquitination; proteasome-mediated ubiquitin-dependent protein catabolic process
Molecular function (GO): ubiquitin-protein transferase activity
Source: RefSeq, a predicted model, not a curated record
AUGGAAGAAGAGAUGAAUCCAAGCAUAUGUUAUGAAAAUUUCAAGGCGGAGUACAACAAAGUGAAGGACACCCCAAUUACCCCAAUUUUUGACACGGAUUUCUCCAAACAUUUGAAGCACUUUUUGGAGGCACUUCCUGUAGUUCAAAUCGACAACGAAGUAAAACUACGAGAAGUCACAAAAGAGCAACGAAAGAUGCUUUGGGAAAUGAUCGAGUGUUGCGCGUUGCGAGGAGUAUUUUAUCCAACGAACUCAUAUUACUUAGAGUCUUCACAGUUUCCAGAAAUAGCGGCAUACUUCUCUAAUACAAAAAAGAUUGAGGUAUUUUCGGAUGUGAUGAAUAUUGAGGCUCCUCCAAUUGGUGAGGACUACACCAAGUACAUUAAAGAAGUUUCUAAAGCUCUUGGGUCCGACUUUGGAAUGCGAGUUGCACAAAAGAAAUACAUUGAAAGUCAAAACGAAGACUAUCAAGUCCUAAACACAGUACUUGAAAUUGGAAGAGGUCAUAACGUCACUGAGAACUUUGAGAAAUUGUUAUGUGAAGAGACUUUUGUAUUAGCGAAUCAAGUGUGGUUGAGCAGAAUGGAUGAUAAGAAUAUCGAGACCGCAGUCAUCAAAUUUAUUAUUCAAGAAUUUGAGAAGGGGAAGGAGAACAAGCCAAUAACACAAAAAGAGGAAAUACUUGUCGACAACUUCUUGAGAGGAUUUACAUAUUCCAAUUGGGUCAAAGUGAAAGUCAUUUCCGAAUAUAUCUUCAACUGUGACACGUUUCCCGAGUUCUGGAAAUUCUUUAUAGCCUCUGCGGCACUCCACACUUCAACUCAUUACAAAAUGAUUGAGCGAGUAAAGGAGUUGUAUGAGAAUGCAAAGACACUUAAAAGCUUUUUUGCAGUCAUUUUGGUCGAGAGGUAUUUAACCCUUCAAACUCCACGAGUAGUCGAUGAAAAACACACUUUCACGUUGCUUAAAAGACAUUUUACAGAAGACGAUUUCGCAAACUUUUUAGUGCGCCCUUUGUAUUUAAUGAAGACAUCAAGAGGGAUGAAUAAAAUACUGGACACUCGAAUGACUGAAUUUAGUGCGUUUGCCAAAAUUGUAUUGAACGAUCCAAAUUGCAAAACAGUUGGGACACUGUUUGUGUUGUUUGAUACAGUUAUUCAAUUUCAUAGUGGUCCAGAACAACUUUCCGUUGAUAUUAAGAACAUCUAUUACAAUGUUAUCAAGAGAAUGAUUGACACGAAUAACACACUGACGAAGUCUGUGAUAUACUUGUAUUCGCAGGGACAAACCAUGUUUUCGUGUUCAUUGUGGUACUUAGUGGAAACUGUGUUAGACAAGAUGAAAAAUGUUGAUAUUGACAAACAAAAGACUUCAUUCAGUAUACCACCGUUACCAUUUAACAUUGCUGCAAACAACUUACUCCAAGAGUCAUUGCAUAAAACAAAGGAUAUCACAGAGAAAGAAAUGAUCAAAUUUUUGUGGAACUUUUUGUGGGGGAAUGCGCCGCGAGUGAGGUUCUUUGAGAAGACCGUAGAGAAGGUGUAUGCGUUGAAAGGGAAUUGGUUUUUCAAAAUAGUUUCGAAUGGGAAUAAAGACGAUUUUGCGAAUUCAAAGACGACGUUUGAUCUGGCCAAAAAGCAUAAGGACAACAACUUCACGCUCGACCAACUCCUCGUUUGUCUACCAAUCACGUACUUUUUAAAUGUCAAUAAGUGGGACUUGAAUACGAUGAAUAAAGAGCACUUGGAUUUCAGUAAAGAAUGUGUUAUUAAUGCGUUCAAAUUGAUUGCUUUGUAUGCGAGUGGAAACGAAAAGAUCACAAAUAGUGAAGAUUCACUCGACUUUGGGAUUCGAAAGGUGAAUCGACUCUUCUUUUUUGUUGGGAGGACAAUACAAUUCUUGUCUGAGAAUAUUCUUCGUGAAAUUGCUAAGACGCUACCUGAUACUGGGAAGCUAUUAUUGGCCUUUUUGGCACUGAAAAAGGUGAGAGAGUCCAUUGAAAAUCAAAAUAAAACGAAAUUAAGCCAUAAGGCGGUAGUUUCGUUGUUGAUUGAGUGUCUUCGAAGAAUUAAAACGAUUGAAAAUAACGAUCUUGUGAUCUAUGAUGGAUGUUUGCAAGAAGUUUUAAAGAACCCGAAGGAGGAGAUAUGUGCACUUUUUCUGGAAAGACUGUACUUAACUAAAACAACACUUCCAUUUCUCGAAGUCUGUUUUGAGAAUCGGAUUUUGAUCGACCCUUCGACAACGACAUUUUUGGGGUACGAAAUUAAAGAACAUUCACAGAAGUAUAUCUCACAUAUUAUCAAAAGCAUUAUUCAAACGAAAAUCACACAAGAAGCAUUGAAAGUGAAUUAUGAAAGAGUAGUUGGACUGUUCUGCUUUUUGUACGAUGAAAUAGAUAUAUCAAUGGUAUUAUAUGACGGUGUGACAAUUGCAACUGUCUUAGAUGCGAUUUUGUAUUUGCAAGAGAACAAUGUGAAUGUGAAAGGUGUUGAAAGAGUAUUUGAAAGAGUAUUCAGUGAAAAUGUACGUUUAGAGGCGUAUGAUGAUAUUGGAAAAGCAUUUUCUAGUUGCGACAAAGGUGUGUUAGAGGAUGUGUUUAAUAAACACAACAAAGAGUCUGGGAGUCUUCGAGAAAUAUUGAAUAUGACAAUCGUUGCUGAUUUAUUAGGGUUAACAACAAAGGCAAGAGUAGUCACUUCUGUCGAUGCAACCGAGAAAGCGAAAUUCUUUAUGUAUUCGUUCAAAAACAGUAUGAAUGCACUUACCUUGAUAUCUUCCUUCUUUGAAUUCUUGAAAAAGACUGAAUUGAACAACGAAAUGAUUGUGUGCUCAUACAUAAUACCUCUGAUAUUGUGUGUUGGACAAUCUGCGUACAAUGAGAAUAAGGAGAGACUCUCACAUUAUUUAUUGAAGGGACAAAUCACUGCAGAUGUGUCGUCUCUGGUGAAAGAUUUGAAUGAUAAUGGGUGGAUCACGGACAAGACUGCAGAAGAAUUGGCACUGAAAGCAUUGUUACUUGGAGGAACUCCGAGUGCAUUAUCAAAGCCAAAAGUCAUCAAUACACUCAGACCAAAUAACAUCACACCAAAUUGGUAUAACGAGCCAACAAAAGUCGAGACAUCCAAAUUUGAUUGCAUAAAAUUCAACAAAGUCGUUUCUGAACAACUUAAAGGGAAUAUGGAAGAGGUCGAAAACACAUUCUUUUUAUCGUUCAACGACAUUUGUUUCGACAAAAUAUUCAAUGAGGCGAUGAAGAGAAGACUGCCACAGAGUGGUACCAAUGACAAACUGAAUAAGCCACCUCUCUCACAACAAAGAGUUGAUGAACUUACUCAGAAGCUUCGAAUGGAAAAGGUUGCGAAUGUUAUUCCAAGUGACAGUGACACAAGUAUGGAGAAGACAGAGAUCGAACAACUUGUAGAAGUCUUGGGGUGUGAUAAUGUGAUCACACAAUUAGUUCAUGACUACGCCAUUUACUCAAAUAAUAAUGACAAUAGACGAGUCACUGGAGUCAUUGCUGUUAUCAAAGAGUAUGGCGCAAUACAAUUAGAGCGCGGAAACGGCGAUGUGUCUGAUCAAUGCAACUUGAUUUUGGACCAAGUGAAACCGCCAACGACUUGUCCUCAACAAGUAACACAACCACAAUCAACACCACAACAACAAGUUGAGAGAAGAGUAGUGUAUGUGCCUUCAAUGGGUGAUAUUGAACUUCCUAUCGGAAUAAACUAUGAGACACUUGUGCAGAUUCCUCAACAAUUCUGGGCUGAACAGAUUCUUCAGUACUACGAAGAACAUCCAGAAGAACGGAGAAGAACAGGAAGAGUCGAACAACUUGCUUCUGAGAACAAUCGAACGAAAAGAGUUAGACUGCCGAUGUUAGAACCAGUAUUCUUGUUCUUGAAUAAGCAGAAAGGACAUGACAGACCAUCACCUUCAUUGAUUGAAUUGUCUGCAGCAGACAAGACAAUUAAUGUCGUCAAUUUUGUUGAGAACAUCGGAAGUUCCACUACAGAGGAAGUGAGGAAGUAUUGUAUGGUAGCGUUGAUGGACUUUGUGAAGAGCGAUCCUUCUAAAAUGUUUUUGAAGAAUGUUAUAGUGUUGGUGGUGGAAGAAUUCAUAACAAAAGCGAUUACAAAACAGUCAGAAACGAAGGUGAAUGCGUUUGUUGGUAUCUUAUAUUGUUUGUUGGAAAAAUACGACCACCCGCCACAACAAGUGAAAGACAUGAUUUCGAAGUGUGUCCAACUUAUCGUGAAAAGUAACUUUGGUGUUGGGACGAAGCGGAAUGCGAUCGACAAAUUACUUAACUUUGGAAGUAUCUACGUCGACUUUAACGACAAAACCGUUGUGAAAAUGGUGAUGGAGAGUAUCGGGGAGAAGGUGCGCUAUGGUGUGUUAGAUUGCAUAAAUUUUGCGAUGAGUGAAGUGACGAGGACGAUAUGUGAAGACAUCGUGUUUGAGUAUACAAAGCAGUUUGAAGGAGAAAUGGACCGCACAAGCAAAGAGAACUUUUUCAAUUUCUUAAACGUUAUCAACUUGACUCAAAACACUGUUAAAUCUGUGCAACCGAAUAGAACUGGAAACACUUUUGUCCCCUAUUUCGCCGAUUUGGGAAGAACACAGCUUGCUUCACCUCUAUUUGGAGGUAAUUUGCCUAUGGGAAUGUUUGUUCCACAGAACCCACACUUAAUGAACGACCAUCGAAUACCACAAUUUGGGAUGUUAAAUGACCAUGAAAACGGAGUUGCAGAGUACUUUAUUGGGAAUGAAGGUUUGCCCCCUCGUUUUCAAGAGAGAAUUGACGGAUAUAAUGAUGAAGAGAAUGGAAUGGAUCAAGACCAAUAUUUUGCUCGUGAAGAGGAAGGACUGAUUCAAGGAAAUGAAUUUGAGAAUCAAGAAGAAGAAGUGAAUGAACAGAACAAUGAAGAAAAUGACGAAGAAGGUGAGAAAGACGUUUCAAAUGAAAUACCAUUGGUAAAAGAGAAGAAGGAGAAAAUGGAGACGUCACAAAGUGCACAAAAAGAAAAGAAAAUGGACGAAAUUGAAACUAUAAAUUAUACUACACUUAUUAGUAGAAUUAUAGAAACACGCGAGACAAUUGAUUUGAAAAUUGCACUGAAACUGGUUCAAAAAGAAUUAACGAAUAACACACAAAAUCCGAAUAAGAAGAUUAUUGAAUUGUUACGAACCAUCAGAAGUUACAUCGACUUUUUGUAUAUCAUCGACGCGAAUGUCUUUGAACGAGGAUUACACUUUCUUGAGUCACAACGGUUCUGUUAUCCAUUUGAAAAGAAGAUGGACGAGUUGUACAAGUCCAUCAAAAGUCGGAAUGGGAACAAACGCCUCACGGUCACCGUGAAGCGACAACAAGUGUUGCAGACGCUCUACGCCCAACUUCGAAAUUCGGUUCUUUUUGACUGUUUAAUUAAGGUCAGGUUCGAGAAUGAAACGGGGGAGGAUGUUGGUGGACUAUUGAGAGAGUGUUAUGCACUUGCACUUGAAGACAUUGUAGACGAGAAGACGUUACUCUUUAGAGUAGAAAACGGUGUGUUAGAACCCGAUUUAAUGAGUUCACCGGAGUUGAUGAUGUUUGUGGGCAAAUUGAUCGGGAAGAUGAUAUGUGAUAACAUGACGCUCAAUUUGCGAUUCUCAUUGACGUUCUUACGAAUGCUUCUUGGGAAGAGAACGGAAGUGGAAGAUUUAAAAGUGGUUGACCCCGAGUUUUACAAACAGAUGCAAAACGUGUUAAACAGUGAUGUGAGUGCAUGGGGACUCACUUUUGUAUAUGACGAGAAACGUGGUGAUAAAGUAGAAGAGGUCAAGUUGAAAGAGGGCGACUUGGAAGUGAACGAAAGCAAUAAGAAGGAGUACAUUGAGCUGUUAGUUCAAUACAAAUAUAACACUAAAUACGCGAAACAAGUUGAGUGGUUUGGGAAAGGGCUGUUUUCAGUGUUAGCAGUUGACAAGGUGAAGAUGUUUGAAGAAAAGGAAUUAGAGAAAGUGUUCUGUGGAGAGGAGUUUGACGUGAAAGAGUUGAAAAAGAAUUGCGUCUAUGAGAGUUAUAAUGAGGAGAGUCUCCAAGUAGUCUGGUUCUGGAGUGUACUUGAAGAGAUGAAUCAACUGUUGCGAAAUAAAGUCCUUCAAUUUGUCACAGGAUCACCUAAUUCCCCGAUUGGAGGGUUCCAGAAAUUGGUGGACGCAGAUGGACAUCCACUCCCUUUCAUGAUUUGUUCUAUUAAGUACGACAAUCCCGACGAAAAAUUGCCAACUGCACAUACUUGCAUUAACAGACUGGAUUUGCCUAAUUACAGCAAUAAAGAAAUACUUAAGGAGAAGUUGUUGUAUGCCAUCAGCGAAUGCACUGGGUUCGGAUUUUAUUGA